AUGAACAGCUACUAUCAGAACGGACCUGCGGUGGUCGCUGCUCAAUCGACAGACUCUGACAACCACGCUGGCUUUGGGGCUCUUAGGUUCAUGCAAGACAUGUAUCAGCAGCGCAACGAUCAUCUACAGAGCAGAGAACAACACACUCAACACCUCAGCAGAACUUCGCUCCACCAUCCAUCUCAGCAUCGCAACUAUUCCGGCCAAUCCUCAUCGCAAGAUGCAAGCUACGGCGAGUAUCAUGAACAUGCCAUGAUGGAACGUGAACAUGCCAUGAUGGAACGUGAACAUGCCAUGAUGGAUCGUGAACAUGCCAUGCUGGAUCGUGAACAUGCCAUGAUGGAUCGUGAUCCAUACCAAGUUGACUCUUCUUACGAAUAUAACACCAGCGGAAGCUCUCGGCACAACCAGCAUCAUCAGCAUCAUCAGCAUCACCAGCAUAGUCGCAGUCAGAAGACUCGACAUGAACAUCACUAUCAUCAGCAGCAUCAACAUCAGCAGCAGCAACGCCGAUAUUAUUCUCACCGAAGCAAUACCAACACCGAAGCACCAGCGAGCUCUUCAGCAUCGUCCGUUCGCAAAGGCGCUGCAUCAUCGAAGAAGGUGCUUAGAUCCGACACCAUCGAGUCAUCCACAUCGGACUCAACAGCUGGGCUGGCCUACAAUCGCAGUGGUGACAGCCAAAUCUCACCUGCUGGAUCUUCCGACGCUAGUCGCGGCGCGCCAAUACCCUCGAUCAAGGUAGCAGACCGUACCACCAUCUACGAAGACGAUUACGAAGAGCCCUUCCACGCUGUGACGACGGACACCAUGCCUCGUCCCGCAUCUCCGGCUUCAGCUACGUGGCGCGACGUGUCAACUGAUGUGUCUUUCACCAUUGCUCGGGCAACGGUGCUAGAACCAGACCUGCCCAAGGCCAAAUGCGCCGACUGUGGAGAGAAGCUCGACUUUGAGGAGCUGGAAAAUCACACGUGCCAGCCUGCGGAUACGACAAGACCACCUCUGCUCACGAUCCAAGUUCCGAGCAGCUCGACACCUUCGUCAACUUCAACAUCCCCUGCCCUGACGACCCCGCGCUCGCCCUUUUUUGACAGAUACGACACACUUGUCAAUGAUGCUGGACCCCUGAGUCCCGCUCUGUUUGGGACAGUGACAUUGACGACGAAACCCAAAGCUGUUGACGAAGACGACGAGACUCCAAAAGCGCAUGCCGUUCGAAUUGUUGGAACGCAAGCGGCAAUCAAGGUGACCCAUGUCAAAGCGUCGACGCAAGCUGAUGGACCAACGCCACAUCCUCCGCGAAUUCCGCCACCUCUGACAUCUCCUGUGAUUCAGAGGUCUGCAAGCGACGCAGCAUCGGCCAGGCGCAAGAUGAUCGAACGGCAGAGGGAAGCCAAGAGAAAAGAGACCAUGGCCUCUCCUAUACCCAAAGCUGCGACCAUGUCUAGUCUUUCCGAGCAAGCAAGAUCCAAGGCAGUCGGCGGCUCCGAGAAAAGGCCAAGCAGAGGCGCAUCUGGCUCUUCUGCAGUGACCAAGCGCGCACAUGCGCCUUAUGCGUCCGAGAGCCAGCAUGCAAAAACGGCCUCCUCGUCUUCACUCUCUUCAACAAGCACCAACUCUUCUGAGCGCAUGGGCCUGUCGAGCAAACAUCCGUCGCAAAGCAGAGCCGGGGCUUCGGGCUCGUAUACGACCAACAUCACACCGAGCUCGAGCUAUGAACGAAUCGAGGAGGGCGUGAUGAAAACAUCGACGGAUUCGGGGCUCUUCAAGCAGACUCGAGGACGCGGACGCGUCGAUCUGAGCAGCAUUGAAGAAAUGAUGAAGGGCUUGACAGAGGCCCCUGAGCCGCUGGAGAAGACUUUGACGGAGGUGUCGCAGCGAAGGCCGAGCCAGACUUGGGAGACAAAGACUGAAGCUACGAGCUCUCAGGGUCCUAGCAAGACGGACCGAGAGCUGGAGUUGGAGUUGGAGCUGGAACGUCUACGUGACAAGGAGCGUACAAGGCAGCUGCAAGCGCAACGACUCAAGGACAAGAGGAAGAAAGGACGAGCGGCGAAACGGUGCUGCAUCUGCGACUGCUCGCUCUCAUCGAGUCGAACGCCCUUUGUCGAGCGCGAUGGCAAGUUCCUUUGCGCCCGCGACUGGAAGGAGCUCUACCUGCCCAAAUGCCGCAAGUGCAACUUGAGCGUUGAGAAGGGAGCUGUCAAGUCGUCGGAUGGUGCUCUGCGAGGAGUCUUCCAUCGAAGCUGCUUCUCGUGUGCAGCAUGCGAAGCGCCCUUCGCCGACGGCAGCUUUUACGUCUACAACAAUCAGCCGUACUGCUCUCGUCACUACCACCGGCUCAACGGAAGUUUGUGCCGCGAGUGCGAGAGCGGUAUCGAAGGUGAUUGUCGACAGACGGACACAGGCGAUCGAUUCCAUCCGCAAUGCUUCAGCUGCCAGUAUACCUCCAAGAAGGGCGCAUGCCUCGAGCCGCUCGCUGAUUACUAUGUUGUCGGUGGUCAGCGGCUGUGCGAACGACAUGCUGCCAGAGUCGGACGACGGCUCGCCAAAGCAGGCCAGAAACUGCCUGAUCUCCGUGCUCAGAAGCGAAUGACAAUGCUUCACAGUCUGAGAUAG
This is a messenger RNA of Ustilago hordei, 2619 nucleotides long. RefSeq lists its product as uncharacterized. The coding region runs from base 1 to 2619 and encodes 872 amino acids. NCBI's taxonomy places the organism in Eukaryota, Fungi, Basidiomycota, Ustilaginomycetes, Ustilaginales, Ustilaginaceae. The record is from RefSeq and is a predicted model, not a curated record. The transcript has a single exon.